CAACAGCAAGAAGAGCAGCAGCAGCAAGAGUCACAGGAGCAAGAAAAGCAUGUGGAACAGCAGCAGCAACAAGAGUCACAGGAGAAGGAACAGCAGGAGCAGCAACAGCAAGAAUCACAGGAGCAGGAACAGCAUGUAGAACAGCAGCAGCAGCAAGAGUCACAGGAGCAGGAAAAGCAUGUGGAACAGCAGCAGCAGCAAGAGUCACAGGAGCAAGAAAAGCAUGUGGAACAGCAGCAGCAGCAACAAGAGUCACAGGAGAAGGAAGAGCAGGAGCAGCAACAGCAGCAAGAGUCACAGGAGCAAGAAAAGCAUCAGCAGCAAGAGUCACAGGAGCAGGAAAAGCAUGUGGAACAGCAGCAGCAGCAAGAGUCAGAGGAGAAGGAACAGCAUGUGGAACAGCAGCAACAGCAACAGCAAAAAUCACAGGAGAAGCAACAGCCUGUGGAACAGCAGCAGCAACAACAGCAAGAAUCACAGAAGCAGGACCAGCCUGUGGAACAGCUGGAACAGGAGAAGAAGGUCUUGGGUCAGCAGCUGGAUCAAGAGCUAGCAAAGAAAGAUGAGAAACUGGGAAAGAAAGGGGAGCAGCUGCUGGAGCAGCAGGAGGAGUCACUGAAGCAGCCUCUGCUUGUCCCAGCUCCUGGCCACGUCCAAGAGAACAACCCAGUCCAGCCAGAAGUCUUGCCCGCUGAAGAAGCAGGAGUGUCCCCCAAAGAUAAGUGACCACCCCCAGUGUCCCAGAGGCCCCUGGAAGUCCCACAAAAGUGAAGAGAGAGCCAGUGGCCUGGCUUACGUCCAGUCCCCAGCCUGGGUGGCGCACCUUAUCUGUGAACCUGCCUGACCCUGACCUUCUGCAUGUCUCUGGGAUAGGGCUUGGGGUGGGGGAAGGGAGCUAUUGCCAGCACCCACCCCUGAUGAGCACAAUCCCAACCUCAGGUGGCCAGAGCCUCUGCUUGAAGAGACAGUGACUACAGCAACUCUGACUGUAUCCCCACUACCAUUGUUGAAUCUGUGAGUGCAUAUAAUACAGAAUAAAUGCUGGAUGGCCUGGGA
This is a messenger RNA of Kogia breviceps (pygmy sperm whale), 1056 nucleotides long. NCBI's taxonomy places the organism in Eukaryota, Metazoa, Chordata, Mammalia, Artiodactyla, Physeteridae. The record is from RefSeq and is a predicted model, not a curated record.